AGCCUCGGAGCGGGAGGGCGCAACUUUCCCCCGGUCCCGGACGGGGCGGGGACGGCAGCGGGACAACUUGGAAAACUUCGGGGAGGACGGCAGGGGUGCCGGGUGCUGGUGGAAGAGGAUGUAGGAAGGGCAGUGGCUGGCCCCAGGCAUCCCUCGGUCUCCUAGGCCCCGUUCGGCCUGGCCAUGGGGCUCCAGCGCCUUCUGCGCCGCCAGGGGGUUGAUCCUCCCGUCUAGCCUAGCAGGGUAGGACAGUGCUGUCGCCGGCUGAGCAGGCGCUGGGAGAGCAGCGACCCCUCUGGCCGCGUCCCACUCCGCCAUGGACCACCAGGAGCCCUACUCGGUGCAGGCCACCGCGGCCAUCGCGGCGGUCAUCACGUUCCUCAUCCUCUUCACCAUCUUCGGCAACGCGCUGGUCAUCUUGGCUGUGCUGACGAGCCGCUCGCUGCGCGCCCCGCAGAACCUGUUCCUGGUGUCGCUGGCCGCUGCCGACAUCUUGGUGGCCACGCUCAUCAUCCCUUUCUCGCUGGCCAACGAGCUGCUGGGCUACUGGUACUUCCGGCGCACGUGGUGCGAGGUGUACUUGGCGCUCGACGUGCUCUUCUGUACCUCGUCCAUCGUGCACCUGUGCGCCAUCAGCCUGGACCGCUACUGGGCUGUGAGUCGCGCGCUGGAGUACAACUCCAAGCGCACCCCGCGCCGCAUCAAGUGCAUCAUCCUCACCGUGUGGCUCAUCGCAGCGGUCAUCUCCCUGCCACCGCUUAUCUACAAGGGCGACCAGGGGCCCCAGCCCCGCGGGCGCCCCCAGUGCAAACUCAACCAAGAGGCCUGGUACAUCCUGGCCUCUAGCAUCGGGUCCUUCUUUGCACCCUGCCUCAUCAUGAUCCUUGUCUACCUGCGCAUCUACCUGAUCGCCAAACGCAGCCACCGCAGAGGUCCCAGGGCCAAGGGGGGCCCCGGGCCGGGUGAGUCUAAGCAGCCCCGCUCAGUCCCUACGGGAACUUCAACCAAACUACCAACCUUGGCCUCUCUGGCUGCUUCUGAGGAGGCCAAUGGACACUCUAAGCCUACGGGGGAGAAGGAGGGGGAUACCCCUGAAGAUCCUGGGACCCCUGCCUUGCCACCCAGCUGGUCAGCCCUUCCCAGCUCAGGCCAGAGUCAGAAGGAAGGUGUGUGUGGGGCGGCUCCAGAGGAGGAAGCUGAAGAGGAGGAGGAGGAGGAGGAAGAGAGUGAGCCUCAGGCCUUACCAGCGUCUCCUGCGUCAGCGUGCAGCCCACCCCUGCAGCAGCCACAGGGUUCCCGGGUGCUGGCAACCCUACGUGGCCAGGUGCUCCUGGGCAGGGGCGUAGGCACCGCGAGUGGGCAGUGGUGGCGGCGGCGGGCACAGCUGACUCGGGAGAAGCGGUUCACCUUUGUGCUGGCCGUGGUCAUUGGCGUUUUUGUGCUCUGCUGGUUCCCCUUCUUCUUCAGCUACAGCCUGGGAGCCAUCUGCCCACAGCACUGCAAGGUGCCCCAUGGCCUCUUCCAGUUCUUCUUCUGGAUUGGCUACUGUAACAGCUCGCUGAACCCCGUCAUCUAUACCAUCUUCAACCAGGACUUUCGCCGUGCCUUCCGAAGGAUCCUUUGCCGCCAGUGGACCCAGACGGCAUGGUGAGCCACCUGCCCGCCGCCCAUGUAGGGUUGGUGCCAGGUGGCACCAGGGCCACCCCGAUUCCUGCCCUGUUUUCUGUGGCCACCUCCCUGGGGCUUUCUGGCUCCUGCCCGGGUCCUGCAGGCCUCCUCUUGGGAGCCCCCCUGGAGGGGUAGGGGCAGGGGUGCUGUUCACUGGGGGUCCAUCUGAAGCCUCCAAAGCCAGCCAGGAUAGAGCCCCUCCCUCCCAGGACCCCAGACCCCGGCAAGCCAAUGGGUGGGCUUUCCUUCUGGACUCUGUGUUCCCUGGCCGGUCACUUGUUUGUGGUGGUUUGUUUCUCAUCUUCCCCGGGUAAAGAGCAGGAAAGCCAGCUUUCCAUUUUUCCCAGGAGCACCUGCCACUGAGGAGGAGGCAGAACUGAGGGACCCACGCUGGAUGCCCGGGGUCCCCAUCCGGCGCUGGGUGGGGGGGUUUAUGGUCUGACGCUGCUUCUGGGGCCUUCUCCCCUUUCUACCUACUUUUGGAUUUGUAGCUCCUUUAAAAGCCAAAACGUUUUCUGGAAUCAUUUUCCUCACCUGGCACCCCUCUGGGAGGUGGGUGUGUGCCAGUGGACGCCUCGCCUUGGUGGGGUGGUCUGGAGGCCUGGCAUCUGCCUGACGGGAGAUCCCUGAUCACUAGCAUUCACCCCCUGCAAAAACCCCGGGGACUUGCUGCUGGGAGAUGAGAGGCUUUGCAGAAAGCUUUGAGCUCCGUAGGGGAACACACUAGAGAACCAGAAAAUGUGAUUGUUUGGUGAUAUAAAAAUCCCCUUUCUCUGUGUUUACCACCACCUGUCUUCCCGUAGACUUUUGUUCUGUGCCUGGGGUGUGUGAAUUCUUACCCCAAACUGGACGUGGGGAAUGGUAGAGAGAACCACUAUUUCUUCGAGAACGUGUUCUUGCGCCUGCAAGGGUUUAGCUAUUAUGCUGCAUGACAACUUCUCGACAUUUCAUCCACAACACCAACGGGGUUUUCAGGGGCUUGGGCCCCCCAGUGGGAGAAAAGUCUUUAGUCAUCGAGCAGGCUAAUUGUUUUCCCAAGAUGGCUAAAAAGACCCACACCAUGGGAGCAGCCUGAGAUGAGAGCCUGGGGUGGGUGACAGAGCCCCCAGGUAGGGUGCUGCGGCCAGAACAGGUGAGUGAGGGCCCCGUGGACUCCUGCAGGGGCCUCCCACCAGAGCGCUCAGGCAGGUCUCCAAGCCCCCAGCGGGUCCCUGUGAUGUAUAAGCGACCCCACCCCAGAUGGGGUGGGGGCCGGCUGGCUAUCUCUGUCCCAGCCACGUUGCUCCAUCCCACUGAUGGGGCUCCAGGGGUCUCUCCCUCCUGGUUGUCUCCCCAUCCCCGGGACCUGGCACCCAGAACACUUGGGAGCAUUUGAAGGACGUUUCCCAUUCUUCUCCAAGGAGCGCCUGGCUUGGACAUUAAGUCAGCGGGCAGCUAGCGUGGGACAGGGGCUGAGCAGCCCAGGCACUGUCGGCCCUCUGAUGGGCCUGGCUGGACCUGGAGAGGUGCUGAGAGUUUUCCCGGGCGGAGAGAAUGGAGGGGACCAAAGAGAGUCCCUCCUGGGGAGAGGGGCUGUCUAGCUCCUUCCUCGGUCUCAGGGUGAGGCCAAGGCUGUACCCAGGGGCGUGGCUGACUUGUGACAUCUGACUGGUCUUGUGUGUGUCCUGUGGGACUCCUGCUAUUGUGGUUGCCUGUGGGCCCCUUGUUGUGAUAUGCAGAUGUUUUUGUUGUUGUUUUUUUAAAGUCUGAGCUAUUUUAUCAA
This is a messenger RNA of Leptonychotes weddellii (Weddell seal), 3430 nucleotides long. RefSeq names its product adrenoceptor alpha 2B (gene ADRA2B). Gene Ontology annotation, biological process: regulation of smooth muscle contraction; G protein-coupled receptor signaling pathway; platelet activation. Gene Ontology annotation, cellular component: plasma membrane. The record is from RefSeq and is a predicted model, not a curated record. NCBI's taxonomy places the organism in Eukaryota, Metazoa, Chordata, Mammalia, Carnivora, Phocidae. Gene Ontology annotation, molecular function: alpha2-adrenergic receptor activity; epinephrine binding.